Glarea lozoyensis ATCC 20868 is the source of this 1521-nucleotide messenger RNA. RefSeq lists its product as uncharacterized. Lineage: Eukaryota; Fungi; Ascomycota; Leotiomycetes; Helotiales; Helotiaceae. The transcript has a single exon. The coding region runs from base 1 to 1521 and encodes 506 amino acids. The record is from RefSeq and is a predicted model, not a curated record.
AUGGCUUCCAAUGCGGACCGCGGCAACAAUUCGAGUGAAGACAAAGGCCAAUCGAAGCAGGAUAAUCCGUUCAUCAAAUUUCGCCAGUUUGCAGACUCGCACAUCGGCUCACUUCUUCAAGGUAUCGUUGGUUUGCCGUCAGCGUUCUCGAAAAACCCAGGCCUCAACGCCAGAUGGGCAGACUUCGAUGAAGAUCUUCGACGGCGAGACGAGCUCCAGGCACAGCAGCAGCAUUUGAGAGAUGCAGAUAGUGGGGAUCGGAAUCUGGGGCUAGGCCGAGAUUCGAAGGAGCAAUGGGCUAGGCAAAGAGAAGGACCAGAUAUACCACCACAUGGAGAUGAGAAGCGGGAGCUGGAAAGCCGCAUUACCGAGGACCUUCCAUUAUAUUCUCCUGUAUACAAGUCAUUGUUCAAUCGGUUGGCAGAGCGAGGAGAUAGCGAGCCGGAUUGGAAGCCAUCGAAUUUCAUCAGUUCCCUUAGUCGCCAAUCGUUCCUUCGUCCUGAAUACUGGCCUUUCAAAUUAAGAAGCGACCAGGAUUCAACGGAUAUGAUGAAAACAAUACGAUACCUAGCCUACAACGAGCUCAAUUGCGAACCCAUGUUCCGCGCUGAAUACUCAUUGCUCCCAUACCUGCUCUUCUCCGAUUAUUCUCCAUUGAAAUUAUCAAUGGAGUCGCAAACACCCUCAAUGCCCCAUCUGGACACAUUCGACUAUUGUGCUGCUUUUGAAGAUCUUAUCAAGACAGCAUCUGGGCAACCGCAAGCACCAUCAUGGUCGCACUACUCAGGUGUUCAUCGGAAUUUCAGUGGGAAUCCCAAAAGUUCUCAGGACGGAAUGAGUUGGAUCCAGAAACUUUAUAAUAUUGGUCUUCUACAACAAAAGACCUCGAUAGAAUUGCAAGAGAGAGCCUCAUGGCGAAGUUUUCCUCGCCCCAUUUGGCCACAGGAAGACUCACGCGAGGAGGCCAAUACUGAAGUCGAGAUGUAUGAGCGCUUUCUGAACUCACUCUCAUCCGCCACUGGCCAGUCCGGGAUGCCAGUAGAUGACGUUUUCGCGGCUAUUCUUAAGGAAGGUGAAGCAUUGAUACGAAGACUGUUCCAGGAUCUAGAUUCGGACGAGACCGGAAGAGCUAUCAAAGAGAAUGUCUCUUCUAUCAUGAAAGACGUACGGCAGUUUCGAGAGGCUUUUGUCACUGCAUCGACUGAAGCCACUGACAAAAAUGAAACUGAACCCGAAUCAAGGACAAAAGUGCAGGAGAAUACUCCAAGUGGAACUUCCAAACUAGUGCAGGAUUCUAGUCGAGUGGUCUCGUCAAGCACGACCUCUGAGCACCAUACUAACGAAGAUGGAUCAAUAGAGACCACAGUGACCGUAUGGAAGCGUUUCGCAGAUGGCAGAGAGUCAUGUACCACUACUAGCCACUUCGAGGAUCCGCCCGCGACCUCUGCACAGGAGAGUGCCGCGCAAAAUGUAUCGGAACCAGAAGACCAAAAAUCAAAGCCUGGUUGGUUCUGGAACUGA